AUGGUAAACAGUUACCAAUCAGUAAAAUUCCAAGCAAAUCAAAUGUCGACCUCCAGUGAACCAUCGGGUUCGAUUGAAGUGAACAGAAUCGAGAACAAUAAUGCAACUCCCAAAUACGGUUGUUCCAGAUGUGGUAAACGUGGGCAUAGAGGGGACGACAGUGAAUGUCCCGCUUUACAUGAGUACUGCAGGAAAUGUAACCGGAAAGGACAUUAUGCUAGAUGUUGCCGGUCACAACAAAAUUACACACGUCGUGUGACGCGUCCUCCACCUAAACGUGGCCAUGGAUCUAGUGGUGGUCUUGCGGGCAGCCCAAAACGAUCGAGAUAUCAGUCGGUUAGAAAUAUCGAAUUGAACGAUCCAGGUCACGGCGAGAUAUAAAAUUACCGAGCAGAUAUGAUGAUUAUAUAAUCGACGUCUAAACUUAAACAGUAAUAAACAAAAGGAGAUGUGAUACUCAAUCCUAAAUCAGUAAACUAGGC
Messenger RNA from Uranotaenia lowii, 482 nucleotides. RefSeq lists its product as uncharacterized. Gene Ontology annotation, molecular function: zinc ion binding; nucleic acid binding. Lineage: Eukaryota; Metazoa; Arthropoda; Insecta; Diptera; Culicidae. Bases 1 to 381 code for a protein of 126 amino acids. The transcript has 2 exons. The record is from RefSeq and is a predicted model, not a curated record.